GCGUGUGCAAGUUCCUGAGCUCCCGCAGACUGAAGACCGCCUCUCCCUGCCUGCAGUUUGCCAGGCUGGGAAGGGUGCCUGUUCCUGCUAAUAAGCAAGACCUCUGGAAAGUAUUUUCCUCACAGCACCACAAGUGGGGAAGCUGAACCGUGUGAGUGGGGAGGGAAGGAGUGACGGUGGACCUCGCUAUGGAGAAAGCUCAGGGCAAGAUGCACCAGACUCCGGAGCAGUCGUUCCUGGCAAGUCUGAGUAACCCACAGGUGACAUUGCUGUCCGUGCAGAAGAGGUGCACCUUCAGGAGGAGCUCCGGGCUUGGGAGCUUGGCCAGAUCGGACUCUUCAGACGAGAAAGAUCCUCCCCAGCCAGAGGAAGAAUCAUCACCGGGUGCUUUAGCUAGAACCUCGGAAAGGAGGUCCCAGAUCUUAUCUAAACUUGCUUUGCCCACACGACCGUGGGGACAAUCAAUGAAGCAGAGCUUCGCCUUCGAUAACGUUGGCUAUGAAGGGGGCCUGGACAGCACCUGCUCAUCCUCAGCCACCACCGGUGUGGUUAGCAUCCUGGGCAUGACUUGUCAUUCUUGCGUCAAGUCCAUCGAGGACAGGAUCUCCAGUCUGAAAGGCAUUGUGAGCAUCAAGGUUUCUUUGGAGCAGGGCAGCGCCACUGUCAAAUAUGUGCCGUCAGUCUUGAACCUGCAGCAGAUUUGCCUUCAGAUCGAGGACAUGGGCUUUGAGGCCAGUGCUGUAGAAGGAAAGGCUGCCUCCUGGCCUUCCAGGUCUUCCCCAGCCCAGGAGGCAGUGGUCAAGCUCCGGGUAGAGGGCAUGACCUGUCAGUCCUGUGUCAGCUCCAUCGAAGGCAAGAUCCGGAAGCUGCAAGGGGUUGUGAGAGUCAAAGUCUCCCUAAGCAACCAAGAGGCAGUCAUUACAUAUCAGCCUUACCUCAUUCAACCCGAAGACCUCAGGGACCACAUCUGCGACAUGGGAUUCGAAGCUGCCAUCAAGAACAGAACAGCUCCCUUAAGGCUGGGACCAAUUGAUAUCAACAAGUUAGAAAGCACUAACCUAAAGAGAGCAGCAGUCCCUCCUAUCCAGAAAUCCAAUCAUUUGGAGACCCCGGGGCACAAGCAGAGCCACCUGGCCACCCUCCCACUAAGAAUAGACGGGAUGCACUGUAAAUCAUGUGUUUUGAAUAUCGAAGGAAAUAUAGGCCAACUUCCAGGGGUUCAAAAUAUUCAUGUGUCCUUGGAGAACAAAAGUGCCCAAGUACAGUAUGACCCUUCUUGUAUCACCCCCUUGUUCCUACAGACAGCCAUCGAGGCACUACCACCCGGGUACUUUAAAGUAUCCCUUCCCGAUGGCCUAGAGGAGAAGGAGAGUGGAUCUUCCAGUGUCCCCUCCCUUGGCUCCUCCCAGAGACAGCAGGAGCCGGGCCCAUGCAGGACUGCGGUACUCACCAUCGCUGGCAUUCCCCGUGCCACGUCUGUUCAGCCCAUGGAAGACAUGCUGUCCCAGAUGAAGGGUGUGCAGCAAAUAGACAUCUCUUUGGCAGAGGGGACUGGAGCAGUUCUUUACGAUCCCUCAAUAGUUAGCUCGGACGAACUCCGGACGGCUGUAGAAGACAUGGGCUUUGAGGUGUCAGUGAAUCCCGAAAACAUUACUACUAACCGUGUCAGCUCUGGGAAUUCUGUGCCACAAGCCGUGGGCGAUUCACCAGGGUCUGCGCAAAAUAUGGCUUCUGACACUAGAGGACUCCUCACACACCAAGGCCCUGGCUACUUGUCAGACAACCCACCAUCCCCUGGAGGAACAGCAUCACAGAAGUGCUUCGUACAGAUCAAAGGCAUGACCUGUGCGUCCUGUGUGUCUAACAUAGAAAGGAGUCUGCAGAGACAGGCCGGUAUUCUCUCCGUAUUGGUCGCCUUGAUGUCGGGAAAGGCAGAGGUCAAGUAUGACCCAGAGGUCAUCCAGUCUCCCAGGAUAGCUCAGCUCAUCGAGGACCUGGGCUUCGAAGCAGCAAUCAUGGAGGACAACACAGUCUCUGAAGGUGACAUCGAACUGAUUAUCACAGGGAUGACCUGCGCUUCCUGUGUUCACAACAUAGAAUCCAAGCUCACAAGGACAAAUGGCAUCACUUACGCCUCUGUGGCCCUCGCCACCAGCAAAGCCCAUGUGAAGUUUGACCCUGAAAUCAUUGGUCCACGUGACAUCAUCAAGGUCAUCGAGGAAAUCGGCUUUCAUGCUUCCCUGGCCCACAGAAACCCCAACGCUCAUCACUUGGACCACAAGACGGAAAUAAAACAGUGGAAGAAAUCUUUCCUGUGCAGCCUGGUGUUUGGCAUCCCUGUCAUGGGCUUGAUGAUCUACAUGCUAAUCCCCAGCAGUAAGCCCCACGAGACCAUGGUCCUGGACCACAACAUCAUUCCAGGACUGUCCGUUCUAAACCUCAUCUUCUUCAUCCUGUGUACCUUCGUCCAAUUCCUGGGUGGGUGGUACUUCUAUGUCCAAGCCUACAAAUCGCUGAGACACAAGUCAGCCAACAUGGAUGUGCUCAUCGUACUCGCCACAACCAUUGCCUAUGCCUACUCCCUGGUCAUCCUGGUGGUUGCCAUAGCUGAGAAGGCAGAGAAGAGCCCAGUGACCUUCUUUGACACUCCCCCCAUGCUCUUCGUCUUCAUCGCCCUGGGACGGUGGCUGGAGCACGUGGCAAAGAGCAAAACUUCAGAAGCCCUCGCAAAACUCAUGUCACUCCAAGCCACAGAAGCCACAGUUGUGACCCUGGGUGAGGACAACUUAAUCCUCAGAGAGGAGCAAGUGCCCAUGGAGCUGGUGCAGCGAGGUGACAUCAUCAAGGUUGUCCCUGGGGGCAAGUUCCCAGUGGACGGGAAAGUCCUAGAAGGGAACACCAUGGCAGAUGAGUCCCUCAUCACAGGAGAGGCCAUGCCUGUCACUAAGAAACCCGGGAGCAUAGUGAUUGCUGGCUCUAUAAAUGCUCAUGGCUCUGUGCUCAUUAAAGCUACCCAUGUGGGCAAUGACACUACUUUGGCUCAGAUUGUCAAGUUGGUGGAAGAGGCCCAGAUGUCAAAGGCUCCCAUUCAGCAGCUGGCUGACCGGUUCAGUGGAUAUUUCGUCCCAUUUAUCAUCAUCAUUUCAACCUUAACAUUGGUGGUGUGGAUCAUCAUCGGCUUUGUCGAUUUUGGUAUUGUUCAGAAGUACUUUCCUAGCCCUAGCAAGCAUAUCUCACAGACAGAGGUGAUCAUCCGCUUUGCCUUCCAGACAUCCAUCACCGUCCUGUGCAUCGCCUGCCCCUGCUCCCUCGGGCUGGCCACGCCCACAGCAGUUAUGGUGGGCACUGGGGUGGCUGCCCAGAACGGCGUCCUAAUCAAGGGGGGGAAGCCUCUGGAGAUGGCACACAAGAUAAAGACCGUUAUGUUUGACAAAACGGGCACCAUUACCCACGGGGUCCCCAGAGUCAUGCGGUUCCUGCUGCUUGUGGACAUGGCUACCCUAUCCCUCAGGAAGGUUCUGGCUGUGGUGGGCACCGCAGAGGCCAGCAGCGAGCACCCCUUAGGCGUGGCCGUCACUAAAUACUGCAAAGAGGAACUCGGGACGGAGACCCUGGGAUACAGCACGGACUUCCAGGCAGUGCCAGGGUGUGGAAUUAGCUGCAAAGUUAGCAAUGUGGAAAGUAUCCUGGCUCACAGAGGUCCAACCGCUCACCCGAUUGGGGUUGGCAGCCCUCCCAUAGGAGAAGGUACAGGUCCCCAGACUUUCUCUGUGCUGAUUGGAAACCGGGAAUGGAUGAGGCGCAAUGGUUUAACCAUCUCCAGUGACAUCAGUGACGCCAUGACAGAUCAUGAAAUGAAGGGACAGACGGCCAUCCUGGUGGCCAUUGAUGGUGUGCUGUGCGGGAUGAUCGCCAUUGCAGAUGCCGUUAAACCAGAGGCUGCCCUGGCUAUCUACACCCUGAAAAGCAUGGGCGUGGAUGUGGCUCUGAUCACAGGGGACAACCGGAAGACAGCCAGAGCCAUUGCCACUCAGGUUGGCAUCAACAAAGUCUUUGCUGAGGUACUGCCUUCUCACAAGGUGGCCAAGGUCCAGGAGCUUCAGAACAAAGGGAAAAAAGUCGCCAUGGUGGGAGACGGGGUGAACGACUCCCCAGCCUUGGCCCAGGCUGACGUGGGCAUUGCUAUUGGGACUGGGACAGAUGUUGCCAUUGAAGCAGCCGACGUGGUCCUUAUAAGAAAUGACUUACUGGAUGUGGUGGCCAGCAUUCAUCUCUCCAAGAGGACCGUCCGGAGGAUCCGGGUCAAUCUGGUGCUGGCGUUGAUUUAUAACAUGGUCGGGAUACCCAUUGCUGCAGGUGUCUUCAUGCCCAUUGGCAUCGUGCUGCAGCCAUGGAUGGGCUCAGCGGCCAUGGCCGCCUCCUCUGUGUCCGUGGUGCUCUCCUCUCUUCAGCUCAAGUGCUACAGAAAGCCCGACCUAGAGAGAUAUGAGGCACAGGCCCAUGGACGCAUGAAGCCUCUGAGUGCAUCCCAAGUCAGCGUGCACGUCGGCAUGGAUGACCGGCGGCGGGAUUCUCCCAGGGCCAUACCCUGGGACCAGGUCAGCUACGUGAGCCAAGUCUCUCUGUCCUCCCUGACGUCAGACAGAUUGUCUCGGCAUGGCGGUACGGCAGAGGACGGUGGAGACAAAUGGUCCCUGCUCCUGAGUGACAGGGACGAAGAGCAGUGCAUCUGAGUGUUCCCAGCAGCAGCCCUGGGCAGGCCGAGGUGCUCCUUCCAGACCGGCCUGCUCCUGCUCACUGUGGUCGAGCCAGUGCAGCCUCAAUGAGCUGAAGCGCAGCGAUGGGCGAAGCUUACGUGAGAGGCAAGCAUCCUGCUAGCCUCGCCAGCAGUGUGUGGUGCAUCUGCAGAGGCUGGGUGGGAUUGCCUGUCAGAAGCUGCUAGGCCGGGCAAAGGACACUGCUCUCCCUGGUUUUCCAUGAGGGCAAGGUCACACACCCUGCUUGGAUUUUAGUGCAGGAGAGGAAGCCAGCACUCCUCACAGAGGCCUGCCUACUGUGUUCGUAUCUACUACCUAUGAAAUGAGAAAUAGGCCCAUCAGGACCACAGGCCUAGCUGAGCCCCCUGGAGAGCUCCAUCCCGAGCUUCCCUAUACCAAGAGCUCCCACAAAGGCUGGAGCCAGGCAGCACCCAUGGGCUGUGUAAGCCUAAGACUACUUCAGACGCGUCUGUUGUUCUCUGCCUGCUUUAGUUGGCAUCCUUGGUACUGGCACUGCCUGCCCUCUAUUCUGAGGGUAGAGUUUGUGUCUUGGGUCCAAUGCUCUGGCUCCUUCAUAGCUGCCUGCCUAAAGGUGGCCCACUGGUUUGCAGCCCAACCCCAGAGCUACCUGGUCUCCCUCCUUACUCCGAGGAGAGAAUGCCAUCCUGCUUAGAGCCACACCUACAGACUCACACAUGCCACUCUCGAACAACUGGAGAGACGCCUCAGAACCUGACCAGAGUCCAUUUUCCCUGCUAUAACCUGUAGUGAGUGAAACACUGUCCUUUGGGAGGCAUAUGCAUAAGGGAACCCCCCUGUGACUUAGUAGGGUCCAGUGCAGUCUGUCACAAAUGCCUGGUGUGUGUGCCUGAAGGGAGUUGUCCCAACCGGAAGAGAGCGAAGUUCUCAAUAGCGAGCUGUCUGCUGCUGAGGGGCCAUCUAAACGAGGGACGUCCACAGCUCCCCAGUGAAAGUGCUUUUGUCAUCUGUAACUAUCCGUGACCAGGUGGCAUCCGAGGGCAGGGAUCACAUCAGAGGGCAGGGGUGGGCCAGCUUAACUGAGCAGCUGAGCCACCCGGAACAGACGGGCAGAAAUGGAUUACUCUCAUUUGUGACAUUAAAAAACCAACAAAACCCUCCUUUAUUGGAUGUCCUUACUGGCCGUGGCAGUGUUAGUCUUUUUUUUUUUUUUCUUGGAGCUGGGGACUGAACCCAGGGCCUUGCGCUUGCUAGGCAAGCGCUCUACCACUGAGCUAAAUCCCCAACCCCAGUGUUAGUCUUUUGUGGGUUACUCACCUUCCUUCCAACCCCUGCCCCAAAAGUAGCACCAUACUCUCAUCUAUGUUUGAAAACAAGGAAACAGGGUCCGAGGGCCUCGGUGCCUUCCCAGGAACUCACAGCCGAUAGGCGGUUCCGAGAGCUCCGCAGGCCCUUCUGUAAUUCCACUGCUGCCUUACUUAUCAGUUUGCUUGGUGAGCGUAAACUGGACGAGAGAGGGUCCUUGUCUCUGGACAAGCGAACAAGCCAGGAGGUGGAUUAGCAGCCUCAACUUAGAGUGCAGUGGGUCGCAAGGUUACAGCCCCUCACUUCCCAUGGCUGGCCUGGUUGUCAUUAGUGACCCCGCUUACUGAGCUUUAUCUUCUAACCUCCCCUCCCCCACUCCCCACCAGAACAGGGUUCUGUAGCACUCUCAGUAUUUUCACCCCCCCACGCCCUCUUCAGUGACCUCUGCCCCCCCUCUCCCCACGCCAUCUACUCUGUCUACAGCUCUGUUUUGGAAUAAGGUGAUCAUUUUCUAAAGAAUCUAAUUGUCUUGAUUUUUAAACCUUCUGAGAAUAUAAGCAUCAUGUUCAUAUGUAGACAUGAAAAUAUUUAUAUAAUUAUACAAAUAAAUAACUUUUUAGAUAUU
Molecule: messenger RNA, 6666 nt
Organism: Rattus rattus (black rat)
Lineage: Eukaryota; Metazoa; Chordata; Mammalia; Rodentia; Muridae
Gene: Atp7b
Product: ATPase copper transporting beta
Exons: 21
Coding region: 189-4733 (1514 amino acids)
Biological process (GO): monoatomic cation transport
Cellular component (GO): membrane
Molecular function (GO): copper ion binding; ATPase-coupled monoatomic cation transmembrane transporter activity; ATP binding
Source: RefSeq, a predicted model, not a curated record